Diachasmimorpha longicaudata is the source of this 1941-nucleotide messenger RNA. RefSeq names its product augmin complex subunit dgt5-like. Lineage: Eukaryota; Metazoa; Arthropoda; Insecta; Hymenoptera; Braconidae. The record is from RefSeq and is a predicted model, not a curated record. Bases 127 to 1818 code for a protein of 563 amino acids. The transcript is spliced from 3 exons.
CCUCCCACUAUUAUCGCAUGGUAAACAGUUACAAAUUUGAAGUUUGAACUUCUCAUUAUGUCUUCAAAGUGUUUUAAAUUGUUUCAAUCAAAGAGGCUUUAUUGUCAUUGAUCUGGAUUAUUCGUCAUGCCGAAGACGGUGGAAAUAGUGAAUAACUUUGAGUGGGCGGAAACCCUGGGGUGUCCACCGUCUGCCUGUUCUGAUCACGUUAAAAAAAUAUUCAAUCAUGGAAUUACUGGCCUCUGGUGGGAGGAAAUUGGCUCGAAAAUUCACCCGGUCAACGAUGUCCUGGAAACCCGAAAAAAUAUUCUACUUUAUUAUCUAAAAAGUCAGGGACAGACUCCUGCCAUCCAGCACAUUCGGAACACUAAACGUUUGAGGUCUGAGAGAUGUUUACUGGAGACUCAAGUCAUAAAUCUUCAGAGUGAAUGUGAGAAGAGGGAGAACUCAAUUAAAGAAAAAGUCUUAAAGCUCCAAAAAAUCAGAGCUACGAAGAAGGCCCUGGAGACCAAGAAGAGCCUCCUAAACCUAAGUCACCAUGAAAUGAAAGAGAAAAUGCGUAACUGCCGGGACAUGCGAGCGGUUUGCCAGGACUUGCUCCCCUCUUCUCAGUCAGGUAUAGACCCGACGACGAUGAACGAGUCGCUGACGCUCGUCGGUGGGAUAUCCUCGAGAGCCGAUAAAAGCAAGGCCUGGAAGCAGAUUCAGGAGACACUCGGUCCAAUCGCAAUUCCCGAGUUAUGGGACUGGAUUCUGAAGAAUCGAAUUCGAAAUAAUGAAGAGCUCUGCAAACUGGGGAUCGACGAGAGUGACACCAAGAAGACGAUCUCCCAAUUGGAUCUGGAAAUAGCGAGUGCUCGAGGUCGACAGCUCAAAUCAGCGAUCGCCAAGUGCAUUCAACUGGAGAAGGCCAAAGAGUACGAGGCACGAGGUAGUGAAUAUCUCGAGCAAAUAUCCGCAUGGUUCGAUGACAACGAGGAGAUGGAUAAGUGGCUGAUGACAACCAUGGAGGUGACGAAGUUCGAGGCAACUCAGAAGGUCCUUCAGAGCGAAAUGGAGAAGAUGAAGCACUUCAGCGAGGAGCAAAAUGCUGUCUCCCUGGAGCUGCACGAGCUCGAGUCAGAGAUUAAUGAGAUUGACUAUCAGAUGCAGCAGAGGGUCCAGACACUCCACAGGUCCCUGGGACUUCUCCAAUCUGCCAGCAAUUUUUUGCUAAUUCUGAAGGACAAUUUGACAGUAGCUUUGGAGUCUAUUCGAUCUUUGAGCUGCCAGCACGAGGCUGCUCCAGACAGGAUGAAUGGACAUCUCAGUCAUGAGCUGGAGGUCUUCCAGGAGAACCUGGAUGUCAAUGCUUUAAAUAAGAUUGUACUGAGUGGAAAGGUCGGAGCUUACAGACAUGCCACGACGUGCAUGAGCAACGCCUCGAUCUCAUUUACAACCCUGACAUCAGCAACUCCAGUCCUCCAGCCCGCCCUCUACCACCUGAUCACUUGCUACCUCGAUAUCAUCGCCAACAAAUACUUGAAGCAGAAGAAAGAGGAAUCAAUGAUUGCUAAUCAACUGGAAAUCAGUUUGAAGUCCUCACUUCCAUCUUUUGCUCAUGAGAGGGACAUAAUUGAGCUCCUGGACGAGGGGAACUCUAGGGGGAAAAAAUGUCGGGAAGAAAUUUCAGAGCUGACCUCGAUUUUUGACUCUUGGUGCUCUCAACCAGUCGCAGAAGUCAUGGCCAUCAACGACUCCCUGGUACAUGGAGCAACCUUCAACGAAUGGCUUCAACGCUACACCACACUCAUCUACAUGCUUCAGCGUUCCAAGUGACGAAUUGAUUACGAUUUUAAUUAGAUCGUUGCGAUAUUUUUCCUUUUUGUAUUUUUAUAUUGAUGAUAGUGAGAGCUAGAGCUCUAUAAAUAAUAAUAAAGAUGUCUUACUUCAAAAAAAUGA